Molecule: messenger RNA, 1248 nt
Organism: Onychostoma macrolepis
Lineage: Eukaryota; Metazoa; Chordata; Actinopteri; Cypriniformes; Cyprinidae
Gene: ufsp1
Product: UFM1-specific peptidase 1 (non-functional)
Exons: 1
Coding region: 96-839 (247 amino acids)
Source: RefSeq, a predicted model, not a curated record
AUGGACGUCUGUGUCGAGAUGAAACCACAUGAAACGUUCAUUCGCAUUUUUAGUGUGUGAACGGUAGCUAUCGACGCUUAUAUACACGCACAGACAUGGAAAGCGGGACACAUAAGAAAACUGAGUGUAUAGAUUGGGGCAGACAUGUUUGUGGACAAACUCUGAUGACAGCCAAUAACGAAACAUGGAAGGAUACAUUAGUAAAGAACGCACAUGAUGGGCUACCUCAGCCAUCUCCAGAUUGUGACAGAUGCUCAGUGAUAUCAGGAGAGUGCCUCUAUUAUCAUUAUGGUUGUGAUGGCAAGGAUGACAUAGGUUGGGGUUGUGGAUACAGGACUAUUCAGAGCAUGGCUUCAUGGUUGAGUUUUGAUCCACCUCUCAGUGUGAGCCGGAGACACCCACCUAGUCUUUCUGAAAUACAACAAACUUUGGUGGAAAUAGGGGACAAACCUGAUGCAUUCCUGGGAUCCAGGGAGUGGAUUGGGACAUUUGAGGCAGGUCUUGUUCUUGACCAGCUCUAUGAUGUUCCCUGCCGCAUAGUGCAUGUGCGGUGUGGCAAGGAGCUUGAUCAAGCCGUAGAAGAUCUUCAUGACCACUUCCUUACUUGUGGGUCACCUGUUAUGAUGGGAGGAGACAGGGACAAUUCCUCUAAGGGGAUCUUAGGUGUGUGCACUGGUAAACGGGGGAGUUACUUGCUUGUUAUGGACCCUCAUUACUUUGGCUGUCCCUUGGAUAAAAAGUCAUUGCAAAGUCAAGGUUGGGUUUCAUGGAAAGCAGUUGGUUCUUUGGAUCAGUGCUCUUUCUACAAUCUUUGUCUCCCUCUUACUACUAAGAAGUGACAGUGUUGGCCUUUCUCCCCUUGUCUACACUGUGAUCUGUAUGUGAGGAUUUUUACAAUAUGCAUUGUCUUAAUCCAGAGAUAUGAGUGGAACAAGGACUAUUAGGUUAAAUAUCCUAUAAAAUGCACAGUUUCUUUAUGUAGCUGCCUUAUUUGGCAGAAUUAGUAAUUUUCUGUUUCACCCAAUCACAUGAAUAAAAUAACUAAAUAAAAAUGGAAUUUACAUCCAUGCUCAUUUCUGUCUUGCAUUAACAUGUGCCCCAAAGCUGUCACAGCAAGAGCAAAGUAGUAUUUGAAUGUCAUACCAUGAUAACAAACUGAUAAAUGAACCACAUGUGACUUUUUUUAUUUUAAUAUUUAUUUCACAGAUGAGACUUGUGUUAACAGCAUCCUGAAGUUUGUCUGUUCUG